Molecule: messenger RNA, 2509 nt
Organism: Ricinus communis (castor bean)
Lineage: Eukaryota; Viridiplantae; Streptophyta; Magnoliopsida; Malpighiales; Euphorbiaceae
Product: serine/threonine receptor-like kinase NFP
Exons: 2
Coding region: 575-2422 (615 amino acids)
Biological process (GO): protein phosphorylation
Molecular function (GO): protein kinase activity; ATP binding
Source: RefSeq, a predicted model, not a curated record
GGGAAAGUGGCCUCUUAACUCCACCCCUUAGAAAAGUCUCCUUCCGUGACUUAUCAGCUUACUUUACCUCUAAGCCAUGGCUUUCUGGAUCCAUAUCUGUGCAAGAAGUCUUUGCUGAUCUCAGGAUCGGAAACUGACCAGUAAAUUUUCCAGUAGGACACAUCACAUAGCAUUAUUACUACUUUCUUUCUCACAAAUUCAAGGUCAUGCAAAUCAUCCAAUUUCUGCCACAUGGAUUUUAUCUUUGACCAUUUUACGGCAAAGACUCAUAGUCAUAUCACAUCCCUUCUUUCAAUCUAUGUUUUUACCAUUCUGGCAGAUAUAUAUAUAUAAAGAAAUAUUACGUGUUUAUCAUUGAUUAGUAGUCUGGAAUCUGAUGACGGACUUAAGCAUCGCCUAGAGGAGAAAUUCCUAUACAAAGAAAGUCAAUUAUGUUGACUGGAAAAGGAACAUUAGUUCUUGACAGAGGAGUCUCGACUUUCAAGUUUCACAACCUGCCUCCAUAAAUAUAAAACAGCAUCUUUAUUCUACGAGGAAGUGACAAACAGAACCACCGUCCACCAGGCUGCCAAAAAUGAGAGCCAAAACCAGUUUAAUUCUUUCUUUUCUCUUCAUUUUUUAUCUUAAUCAUGUUCUAAACCAUUUACGAGCACAACCAAGCACUGAUGGGAUCACUUGCACAGUGAACCAGACCAGCAAUCCAUGCCAAACCUAUGCUUUUUACAGAGCUAUGGCACCUAACUUCCUUGACCUGGCUUCCGUAGGUGAUCUUUUCUCUGUUAGCCGUCUCAUGAUAUCAGAGCCGAGCAACAUCUCUUCUCCAUCUUCACCACUAAUCCCAAAUCAAUCUCUCUUCGUUCCCAUAUCGUGUUCCUGCAGAGCUAUUAAUUCUACAACUAACCUCUCCUAUGCAAAUCUUUCAUAUACUAUCAAGAAAGACGACACCUUUUACUUGGUAUCUACUACUCAAUUCCAAAAUCUUACCACUUACCAAGCUGUUCAGGUUGUGAAUCCUACUCUUGUUCCUACCUUACUUGAGAUUGGCCAAGAAGUAAUCUUUCCUGUAUUUUGUAAGUGUCCUAAUCAAACCCAGUUGCAGAAUCAGGUGAAUUUUAUGAUAUCUUAUGUGUUUCAACCUUCUGAUAACUUAUCAUUAGUUGCUUCAAGUUUUGGAACAAACACACAGUCCAUUGUAGAUGUUAAUGGAAACAACAUACAGCCUUUUGACACUAUAUUCGUUCCAGUCAAUAGACUUCCACAACUGUCACAACCUGUAGUUGUUCCUUCUGUGCCUACUGAGAAGAAAGAGAGGAAAGGAUUGAUAACAGGAUUGGCUGUUGGGCUUGGAGUUUGUGGGUUUUUGUUGAUCUUGAUAAUUGGGAGUUGGGUAUUUAGAGAGGGUAAAUUGAAUAGGAAAAAGAGCGAGGAGGAUGAGGACAAGAAGAGGUUGCGAUUUUACAAAGGAGAGAAAGGCUUGACAGAAAUGGAAACAAAGUUGAUAGCAGAUGUUUCAGAUUGCUUGGAUAAGUAUAGGGUAUUUAAGAUUGAUGAAUUGAAAGAAGCUACUGAUGGGUUCAAUGAGAAUUUCUUGAUUCAAGGGUCUGUGUAUAAAGGGUCCAUUAAUGGACAAGAUUAUGCCAUCAAGAAGAUGAAAUGGAAUGCCUAUGAGGAGCUUAAGAUCUUACAGAAGGUAAACCACGGCAAUUUAGUGAAGCUAGAAGGGUUCUGUAUAGAUUCUGAGGAUGGGAGUUGCUAUCUAAUAUAUGAGUAUAUAGAAAAUGGCUCUCUCCAUUCAUGGCUACACAUCAACAAGAAUGAAAAGCUAAACUGGAAGACAAGGUUACGGAUCGCCAUUGACGUAGCCAAUGGUCUCCAAUACAUUCAUGAACACACUAGACCAAGGGUUGUGCACAAAGACAUCAAAAGCAGCAACAUUCUCUUGGAUUCAACAAUGAGAGCAAAAAUUGCUAACUUUGGGCUAGCAAAAUCAGGCUGCAAUGCCAUAACAAUGCACAUUGUUGGUACUCAAGGCUACAUUGCUCCUGAAUAUCUAACUGAUGGUGUGGUGUCGACGAGGAUGGAUGUUUUUUCUUUUGGCGUAGUUUUGCUUGAGCUCAUAUCCGGUAAAGAAGCCAUCGACGAAGAGGGUAGGGUUCUGUGGGCAAAAGUUAGUGGAAAUUGGGAUGGAAAUGAAGAGAAGAAGGUGAAGAGAUUGAAAGGGUUUAUGGAUGAGAGUCUUUUGCGUGAAUCAUGCUCAAUGGAGAGCAUAAUUCAUGUAAUGAACGUUGCAGUUGCUUGUCUGCACAAAGAUCCUGCAAAGAGGUCUAGUAUGGUUGAUAUUGUGUAUGAUUUGUGCAAGAGUGAUUUGUUCUUUGACAUUUCUGAAGAUGGAUUGUCUGAUUCUCAGAUCGUGGCAAGAUAAAUACAUUCGAGUGUAUGGUACUUGAUGCAAUAUAUGUAAUGAUUAUAACGUUUAUGUGUAAUAUAAAUGAUAAAAAUCUUCAGUAAA